Molecule: messenger RNA, 1283 nt
Organism: Prorocentrum cordatum
Lineage: Eukaryota; Dinophyceae; Prorocentrales; Prorocentraceae
Source: the annotation of a GenBank genome assembly
GAUGUGCAACGUGUGCAUGUCGGACUUCACCUGCAGGCCGCCGACGAGGCUGGAGCUCAUGCAGUCCUUCACUGGCGAGGAGCGGCGGCGGCGAGAUCGGGCGCCGUCCCCCCGCCGCCGACAGGGACUUCUCGGAGGACCUCCGGCGCCAGCUCCGGCUCUUCCCCGGACCGCUGCAGGAGGGCAUGGUGGACCGCCACUGGAUCGACGCGGCGUUCCUGAUCGUCAAGGUCGCUGAGGAUGGCGCCACCCCGCUGACUGUCAAGAUUGGCGACCAGGAGAGCAUCGUCGAGUUUGUCAACGGCGUAUCUGAUGAUUGGUGUUGGCAGGUGAGAGGCAGGAACUACAGGUUGCUCUUCGAGGGGCCGCUCGAGGCGGCGGGACGCUGCGGCGAGCCGGCGGCCCGAAGAGAGGAGCUUCAGAAGCUGCGGGCGCCUGUGAAGCUGAAGAUGGUGCCCGCCGAGCCCGGGGACUGCGGCGAGGACGGCGUCGUGGCCGUGAACCUCACCCGCCCCGUGCGCCUCACUGGGAACCCAGACGAGGCGAAGCGAAGGCGGCGUUUUGAGGCCGCGCUGCGGAAGGCGAUGCCGAACGGCGAGCCCUUCUUGCCGCCCGUCGCCCAUUUCCUCGGCGGGCCGUGCCUGAAGGACGAGGCGCAGUUCGCGAUCGUGGUCUCGGGCCCGGAGGAUUACGAGGUGUACGAGGAGCUCCCCGAGGCGCUGAAGGCCGCGCAGGCCCGCGUGCUGGCGGUCCGCGGCGCUGCCGCGGAAGCGCCGCCGCCCGGGCCGCUCGCGGCGGCGGAGUCUUGCGAGCGGGAGCGGCUGCUGUCGGCCGCCGCGGCCGGCGGCGCCGCGGCGCUGCGCCUGGCGGCCGAGGAGCGGCAGCGGCUGGAGCGGGAGGUUGCCGCGCAGGCGGAGGAGGUGCGGCAGGAGGAAGAGGAGCGGCGGAGGCGCGCCGCCGACGGCGGGCCCCCGUGCCGCGUCCUCGUGUUCUGGGGCACGGCGGGCUGGAGCCGGUGCCAGCUGAUGGGGGAGCUGGCCUCGGGGUCGUGGGGCCUCUGCAGGUCGGAGGCGGCGGACGUGGCGUCCAGGCAGCCGCACGAAGUUUACGAGGCUUUGUACCCGCGUCUGGUCUUCGCGCCUAAGACGGAGAUGAGCGAGACGUACAACCGCGCGUCCGCGGCCGCGGACGAGGCAGAGGCCCAGGCGCGCCUCCUGCGCUUGCGCCGCCAGCUGCGCCAGCGGCAGCUGCAGCUCGACCGCGAGCUCUCCGCGUCGGGAUGA